AUGGAUGCUGCUAGUGAGCCUUCAGAGGUACCUGGCAGCAUUGCCGGGGUGUAUGUAGAGGCUUUGAAGAAGAUAAUGAGCUUUUAUGAUGCCACCAGAGAACAUCUUCUGAGCUUGGAUCCGGCGCUCUUUCUUCUGGAGGCCCAGGCAGCCAUGGGCUUCAUUGCUGACCCGGUGAAGAACAGGCACGUCUCCGUAGCAGAAGCUGUGCACCUGGGGCUGGCAAUCCAGAAGGACCUGAUUGGGAGAGAGCAAGGAGCCCGGCUGCUAGAGGCCCAGAUGGCAACCGGAGGCGUCAUUGACCCAGACACAGGCUGCCGGCUCCCAGCAGAUGUUGCCUGUGAGAGGGGAUAUUUAGAUGAAGAGAUGAGGCAGCUCUUCUCUGACCCCAGCAACGAGGACAGCAAAGGGUUCCUCGACCCCAGUACUAUGGAGAGGGUCACCUACAUGGAGCUUAUGAAGAGGUGUGUUGUUGAUCCAGCCUCAGGCUUCCUCCUCUUGCCCCUGCAAAUCACAUUCGCAGGGCUGGGAGGAAGGGUGAGCAGCAGGGAUCUGCUGGAGGCUGGCAUCAUCAGCCCCGACACGUUCAGAGGUCUUGAGGAGGGAAGAGUUUCUGCCCAGGAGGUAGCAGAGAGUGACUCUGUCCAGCAGUUCCUGCGUGGGACAAGGAGCAUCGCUGGUGUUGUCCUGCCUUCUGGUGAGCGGAAAAGCCUUUACCAGGCCCUGAGAGAGCAUCUCCUCCUGCCUGGCACUGCUCUGACACUCCUGCAAGUCCAGGCCUCCACUGGCAGCCUGACAGACCCCAUAAAGAACAAAACCUUCUCUGUUGAUGAGGCUGUCAGGAUUGGCCUCAUCGGCCCAGAGCUUCAUGAGAAACUGUCUUCAGCUGAGAGGACCAUCACUGGGUACAGGGACCCCUACACUGGGGAAAUGCUCUCCCUGUUCCAAGCCGUCAGGAAGGCCUUCAUCCCCAGGGACCACGGCAUUUUCCUUCUGGAGGCUCAGAUGGCUACAGGGGGCAUCAUUGCUCCGGGCCGGCACUUCCGUGUCCCCACAGAGACAGCUUGCAAGUGGGGAUACUUGGAUGAGACCACAAGACAGCUCCUCUCCAGUCCUGCUGAUGAACUGAAAGGGUUCUUUGACCCCAACUCCAAGGAGAAGCUGACCUAUGCAGACCUGCUAAAGCGAUGUGUCACUGAUCCCAACACAGGGCUCCUCCUGCUGCCACUUAGUGGAGACAGUGGAGAAGGACCCAAGGGAACCCCUGUCUUCUUUGACCACAAGACCCAAACGGCUCUGGAAAACACAAAGGUACCCAUUACUUUAGGUAAAUUCAAAGGAAAAUCAGUGUCUCUCUGGAAACUCCUCUUCUCAGACUACAUCCAGAGUGAGCAAAGAGCUGCUCUCACCCAGCAGUACCUUGCAGGGACGCUCUCUAUGCAACAAUUGGCCAAGGCAGUCAGUGUCACCAUUGAAGAAAUGGCUUCCACUGCCAAUGUCACCUUUGAAGGACUGAGGGGUCGCGUGACAGCUGACCAGCUCCUGAGCUCUGAAAUCAUCAACAAAGAUUUGUUUAAGAAACUGAAGGAAGGAGAAACAUCAGCCAAAGAAGUUGUCAGCAUGGACACUGUCAAGAAGUACCUGCAAGGGACGGGUAGCAUUGCUGGGUUGCUGCUUCCUGACUCCCAGGAGAAGAUGAGCAUCUACCAGGCAAAGAGGAAAGGAUUUUUACGGCCAGGAACAUCACUGAUCCUCCUGGAGGCACAGGCUGCCACCGGAUUUAUCAUUGACCCAGCUGCCAACAAAAGCUAUUCUGUAGAUGAGGCUUUACAAGCAAAUGUCAUUGGUCCAGAUGUUUAUGACAAGCUACUGACUGCAGAGAAAUCAGUCACUGGCUACAGAGAUCCUUACUCAGGGACCAAGAUCUCCCUCUUCCAGGCCAUGAAGAAGGAGCUCAUUGUCAAGGAGCACGCUAUCCGCCUGCUCGAGGCCCAGAUCGCCACCGGAGGCAUCAUCGACCCUGUCAAUAGCCACCGCAUCCCCGUGGAGGUGGCCUACAAGCGGGGCUACUUCGACAAGAAGAUGAAUGUAAUCCUUUCUGACCCCAGCGAUGACACCAAGGGCUUCUUCGACCCCAACACGCACGAGAACCUCACCUACCUGCAGCUGAAAGAGAAGUGCAUCACAGAGCCGUCCACCGGGCUCUGCCUCCUUCCUCUGAACAGCAGGAAGCGCCAGUUCAUUGACGACGCCACCAGGCAGCUGUUCAGGAACUCCUGGAUGCCUGUCAGGUUUGGGCGCUUACGCGGGGAGAAGGUCUCGGUGUGGGACCUGCUGAACUCCGAGUACUUCAGCGAGGGGAGGCGCCGAGAGAUCUUCAACCACUACCGGCUGAGGAAGCUCACCCUGGAGCAAAUCCGGAUCAUGCUAGAGGAGGAAAUCAAAAAAUGGGCCCCCAUCAAGUUCCCAGCCAUGAGAGGCAGCAUCAGCGCUUAUCACCUGAUGGACACGGGCAUCAUUGACAGGGCCCUGUUUGAGAAGGUGUUGGAGGGAUCCGUCACACCAGAGGAAGUCCUGCGCAUGGACUCUGUCAGAAGAUACCUCUAUGGCUCUGGCAGCAUCGGGGGGAUUGUACUCCAGCCAUCAAACCAGAGGAUAAGCAUUUAUGAGGCCAUGAAACAGAACAUCAUGGUACCUGGAGUAGCCCUACCACUCCUAGAGGCCCAGGCUGCCACAGGCUUUAUCAUUGACCCAGUGAACAACCAGAAACUCUGCGUGGAUGACGCCGUCAAGGAAGGAGUCAUUGGGCCAGAAGUCCAUGAGAAGCUGCAGCAAGCAGAAGGGGCUGUGUCAGGCUAUAAGGAUCCUUUCACAGGCAAGAAGAUACCUCUCUUCCAGGCUAUGAAGAAGGGCCUGAUCACUGACAAACAGGCCAUGCAGCUGAUGGAGGUGCAGAUGGCUACAGGGGGCAUCAUUGACCCAACAUGUGGCCACCAUCUCCCCAUAGAAGCUGCCCAAAAGCGAGGGUGCCUGGAUGAGGACACAAGCAAGGCCCUUUCUAAGCCCAGUGACAACAACAGAGCCUUCUGUGUCCCAGACAGCAAAGAGACCGUGACCUACGCUGAGCUCAUCGAGCGCUGCCAGAAGGAUGAGAUCUCUGGCUUCCACUUGCUGCCUCUACCACAGACAGCAGUUCCUGUCUACACAGAUGAACAAAUCCAACAGCUUUUCAAGGAAACUAUGGUGAAGGAAAAAGGGGUCUCCCUCUGGGAGCUAAUCCACUCUGGGUAUUUCACUGACGAGCAGAGGAGUGACUUUGUGGAGAGGUUCCGUGCUAAGGAACUGUCCCUGCAGCAGUUGGUAGCUCUUGUGCUCAGACUGGUAAGGGAGAUGGAGAUGAAAGCCUGCACCCACAUCACCUUCCAGGGCUUGCAGGGAAGUGUCCCUGCAGUCUGGUUGCUGGAGGCUGGCAUCAUUACUGAGAAGAUGUUUGAAGAACUAGCUCAGGGCAUAAGAACUCCCGAGGAAGUGGCUGAAAUGGAGAGUGUGAAGAGGUACUUGCAGGGCACAGGCAGCAUAGCCGGGGUAAUCAUACAGGCAUCCAAAAAGAAGAUGAGUUUUUACAAUGCCAUGAAAAACAAUCUCCUCCUCCCUGGGGCUGCUCUGAAGCUGCUGGAAGCUCAGGCAGCCACAGGGUACCUAACUGACCCAGCAACAAACCAGAGACUCAGCGUGAGGGAUGCUGUGAGAGCAGCUGUUGUUGGUGAGGAGCUCACUGAGAAGCUUCUCCUAGCUGAGAGGGCAGUGACUGGCUACACAGACCCCUACACAGGGAGCUCCAUCUCCCUGUGCCAGGCGGUCAGGAAAGAGCUCAUUCCUCUGGGUGAAGCCAUUCCUUUGCUAGAGGCCCAGCUGGCCACAGGAGGAGUCAUCGAUCCUAUUCACCAUCAUCACCUUCCACUCCAGGCUGCAUACAGGUACGGCUUCUAUGAUGAGGACUUAAACCAAAACCUCACCCAGCUGAAUGACAGCACCAAAAUCUUUUUUGAUCCAAAUACAAAGGAGAACGUGACCUACCAGCAGCUGAAGGACAGGUGCAUUUAUGAGGCUGAGACAGGCCUCUGGUUCCUUCCCCUGUCGGAAAAUGCAAUGUUCUGUGUGGAUGAACAAACCAUGGAGAUGCUGAAAUCUGUGACUGUCUGUGUCAACAUAGGACGGUUCAAAGGACAGACAGUGUCAGUCUGGGACCUUCUCAACUCUGAAUACAUCUCAGACAGAAAAAGAAGAGAGCUGGUGCAAAAGUACAAAGAUGAAAAUACCGAAGUGCUGCAUGAAAUCAUAAUGAUUGUCAUGAAAAUCAUCAAAGAAACUGAGGUGCAAGGAAAGAAGUUUGCAUUCAAAGGUCUGCGGAAAAGAGUGUCUGCCAGUGAUCUCUUCCAAUCUCAACUGAUAGACAAAAAAACCCUUGAUGAGCUCAACCAGGGGAAGAAAACAGUUAAAGAAGUCACUGAAAUGGACUCUGUCCGCAGAUACUUGGAGGGCAGCAAUUUCAUAGCAGGGGUCCUUAUACAGCCAAGCAAUGAGAAGAUGAGCAUCUACCAGGCCAUGAGGAAGGGCAUUCUGAGGCCGGGGACAGCACUGGUGUUGCUGGAGGCACAGGCUGCUACCGGCUACAUCAUUGACCCAGAGAAAAACAAGAAAUUUUCAGUGGAGGAAGCAUUUAAGGCAGGUCUAAUUGGGUGUGAGAUUUUUGAAAAGCUACUCUGUGCAGAAAGAGCUGUGACAGGCUACAUUGACCCCUACACAAAAGCACCAAUGUCCCUAUUUGAAGCCAUGAACCAAGGACUGAUAGUGAAGAGCCACGGCAUCCGCCUGCUCGAGGCCCAGAUCGCCACCGGCGGCAUCAUCGACCCCGUGCACAGCCACCGCCUCCCCGUGGAAGUGGCCUACAAGCGCGGCUACUUCGAUGAGGAGAUGAACCGGAUCCUCUCCGACCCCAGUGAUGACACCAAGGGCUUCUUCGACCCCAACACGCACGAGAACCUCACCUACAUGCAGCUCCUGGAGAGAUGUGUCCAAGAUUCAGAGACUGGGUUGUACAUGCUACAAGUUGUUCAAGAAGGGGGAAGGUACUUCUACAUAGAUGAAUUGACAAAACAGGUUUUGCACUCAAAGCCCAUUAAAGUGACAGUUGGAAAAUUCAAGGACCAAACAGUUUCUGUCUGGGAAAUUCUCUGUUCCCAUUACAUCUCCGAGCAGAAAAGGAAAGAACUAGUGAAGCAAUAUAAAUGUAAAACUCUAACUCUGGAAAACCUUAUAGCUCUCAUCCUCAAAACAAUUGAGGAUACGGAGCAAAAAGCAGAAGCCCUCAAGGUCAAAGGACUCCGAGGUGAGGUGUCAGUGUCAGAAUUGUUUAACUCUGAGAUAAUUGACAAGAAGACCCUGGAUCAGCUGCAGGAUGGAAGUCUCUCGCUUCAUAGCCUCACAAAGAAGGACACGGUAAAAAGGUACCUGGAUGGCACCGGAUGCAUCGCAGGAGUUCUACUUCCAUCAAGGAAAGAGACAAUGAGCAUCUACCAGGCCCUGAAGAGGGGUCUGCUCUCAGAGCAAUGUGCACUGGGGCUGCUGGAGGCGCAGGCUGCCACCGGCUUCAUUGUUGAUCCACUGACAAAUAAGAAGCUCUCCGUGGACGAGGCCGUCUUGGCCAAGUUGGUGGGCAGCGAGUUGCACGAGAAGCUCCUGUCAGCAGAGAAAGCUGUGACAGGAUAUGCAGAUCCCCAGACAGGCACUAAAAUAUCCCUCUUCCAGGCCAUAAUGAAUAAGAUAAUAAUGAAGGAGCACGGCAUCCGCCUUCUUGAGGCCCAGAUUGCCACUGGUGGCAUCAUCGACCCUGUGCACAGCCACCGCAUCCCUGUAAAUGUGGCCUACCGGAGGGGCUACUUGGAUGGCGAUACGUUUCUCCUGCUUUCUGAUCCAGAUCAUGGCAGCAAAGGUUUCAUAGAUCCAAAUACUCAUGAGAAAAUAAGUUACAGUCAGCUCCUGCAAAGAUGUUCCAAAGACAGAGAUACUGGACUGUACAUGCUGCAGGUCAUGGAGAAGGAAGAUGACUAUUUCUACAUUGAUGAGCAAACAAAACAAGCCCUAAUAUCAACAAAGGUACAAGUGUCUGUUGGAAAAUACAAAGGGAAUGAAUUAUCACUCUGGGAACUUCUCUGUUCUGAGUACAUCACAGAAGAGAAAAGAAAAGAACUGGUGAAAAAAUAUAAAGAGGAAUCCCACCACAUUAUACAAAGAAUCAUUGAAACAAUACUAAAUAUCAUUAAAGAAAAAGAGGAGGACAGAAGUGAUGUUUGGUUCCAAGGAAUAAGACAACAAAUUACAGCAUCAGAACUUCUCAGUGCAGAGAUAAUCACAGAAGAAACUAUGCAGAAACUCCAGGAAGGAAAGGAAACAGCACAAGAAAUAGCGCAAAUGGAUAAUGUGAGAAGAUACCUUGAGGGAACUGGAAGCAUUGCUGGUGUGCUUGUGCCAUCCAGGGCUGACCCCACCAAGAUGGAGAAGAUGAGCAUCUACCAGGCCAUGUGGAAGGGCAUCCUGAGGCCAGGGACAGCAUUAGUGCUGCUGGAGGCACAGGCUGCCACCGGCUUCAUCAUAGACCCAGUCAAGAAUAAAAAGAUAUCUGUGGAUGAAGCUGUCACAUCAGGGCUGGUGGGCAGUGAAUUACAGAAGAAACUUCUUUGUGCAGAAAAAGCUGUGACGGGCUACACACACCCAUGCACAGGACAGAAGAUGUCCCUCUUCCAGGCCAUGAAGAAGGAGCUCAUCGUCAAGGAGCACGGCAUCCGCCUGCUCGAGGCCCAGAUCGCCACCGGCGGCAUCAUCGACCCCGUGCACAGCCACCGCCUCCCCGUCGAGGCUGCCUACAAGCGCGGCUACUUUGACCAGCAGAUGAACCAGAUCCUCUCCGACCCCAGCGACGACACCAAGGGCUUCUUCGACCCCAACACGCACGAGAACCUCACCUACAUGCAGCUCCUCCAACGCUGUGUUCUUGACCCAGACUCUAAUCUUUAUUUCCUUAGUGUUUUCUCUAUUUAGUCAUAAAGCCCUUUACUUUUUUUUCCGUGUUAUUUCAUUGGUGAAGAUUUUUUUCUUUGUUGGGACUUGUUUUGCUGCUGGCAUUUUUGACAUUUUUUUAAUAUAUUCUUUUUUCUUAUUAUUCAUAGAGUAUUUCCUUCUUCUCUUUCAUGUUUUGUAAUGUUUGUACAGCAGUUACGGUGUUUAGGUGACUCAUCUGAGCAUUUCUUUAUAGCGUUUUAAUCCAUUGUCUUCUAUAAUUUAACUGGAAUUCAUGAAUCAGCCUGGCUUAUUUCCAGUCAGUUUGGUGUAAGAUGUUGUACUUUUUCCUUUAUAGUUCUUUAGAUAUAAGGAUGUCUUUGUAUGAGGUGUAAUGAGAAAUGAAAUUUUAUUCAUUCUUUCUUCUGUAUCUUUACAUAUCGGAAACAUUUUUUUAGAAGAUCAGUGUGGCAUUGCCAUAGUUUUAGUUUUGCGUGCCUGCCUCCUGCAUGGAGAACACAUUUCCAUGUAGGCAUCAUGUCAGGCCGAUGUUAAGUGUUACUGGGCUCAUAUCCAUUAUCUGUGUUUUUGCUGUUACUGCCUCAGUCCAUCCAAUAUUUCUGGAGGCCUCUAAACCACAUAUACCCUUAAUUGGGAGUGGUUUGGUCUCUCUCUGAUGUGUACAAUCAAAUCACUCAGAUUUUUUGCUUUCCCUCCCUUCAGUUGUCCAGCUCUCCUGAGAGCCUCUAUAGAGAGUUUUUUGUUGGAUCCAUGCAAGAGCUGAGAAAUGGUAGCAUAUGUUGUCUUUCUGUACUUGUAGCCAAAGCUGUCCCUGUAUGCAGCCAGCAGUAAGGGGAGCUGGUGGUACAGAAGCUGCUACCUCCAGCUGUUUCCUUCGGUAUGUUUCUCAUCUUCUUUUGCCAUUCCAUGUCCUGAGUUGACUUUUCCUCCCUUCAAAUGCAGCCCAUGUGCAUGUUUCUGGAGUAGAGACAGCCUCUGGACCACUGCGCCAUACAGUUCAGUACUGAAUAAUUCUACUACUGCUUAAUAAAAGGAAACAUACAAACCUUA
Messenger RNA from Anas platyrhynchos (mallard), 8127 nucleotides. Lineage: Eukaryota; Metazoa; Chordata; Aves; Anseriformes; Anatidae. The record is from RefSeq and is a predicted model, not a curated record.